AUGGCCGACAAGCAGUUCUCCGUCGCCCCAGGGCCAGCGCCCUCCGAGGCCAGCCAUGUGCAGCAGGACCGCCUCAACCGCAGCCUCUCCGCCCGCCAGGUCCAGAUGAUCGCGAUCGGGGGCACCAUCGGCACCGGCCUGUUCCUGGGCACCGGCAGCUCGCUGGCCACCGGUGGGCCCGCCUCGAUGCUCAUCGCCUAUGCCAUCUCCGGCGGUAUUGUCUUUGUGACGAUGCUGAGUUUGGGCGAGAUGGCCGCGUUUGUGCCUGUUGCAGGGAGCUUCUGUACUUUUGCAGGGAGAUUCGUCGACGACGCAUUUGGGUUCGCUCUAACCUGGAACUACUGGUUCAAUGAUGCUGUUUCCACCGCUGCGGACCUGGUCGCACUGCAGCUGGUCCUCCAGUACUGGUCCGACAACUUUCCGGGAUGGGCUUUCAGUUUGAUCUUCUGGGCUGUUUUGAUCGGGCUGAAUCUUUUUGCGGUGCAUGUUUAUGGAGAGGUCGAGUACUGGAUGAGCCUGCUAAAGGUCAUCACCAUCGUAGUCUUCAUCAUCCUUGGAAUAGUCGUCAACUGCGGCGGCAAUGAAUCAGGCCACUACAUCGGCGGCGAGAACUGGCACAUCCCAGGCGCGCCCUUUGUCGAUGGAAUCGGCGGUUUCGCAUCUGUCUUCGUCACCGCAGCAUUCGCCUACGGCGGCACCGAGUCUAUCGCCAUUACUGCAGGAGAAACCAAAGACCCAGCAAGAAAUAUCCCAAAGGUCGUUCUCAACGUUUUCUGGCGAAUCCUCAUCUUCUACAUUCUGUCCACCUUAAUCAUCGGCCUCAACCUCCCAUAUAACUUCCCAGAACUCUCUGAAGGCGACGUCAAAACUUCCCCCUUCACCAUCAUCUUCCAAAUGACCGGCACCAAAGCCGCCGGCAGCGUCAUGAACGCCGUCAUCCUAACCUCCGUUCUAUCAGCGGGCAACCACGCCCUCUUCGCAGGUGUCCGCCUCCUCUACACCCUCGCCAUAUCCGGGCACGCCCCCAAGGUCUUUGCGCGGUUAAACCGUAACCAAGUCCCCUGGGUCGCAGUCCUAGCCACUGGACUCGUCAGCGGACUCUGCUUCGGCUCGAGCAAGAUCGGCGCGGGCCAGCUUUGGACUUGGCUGCAGAACAUCGUCGGCGUCUCCAACCAACUCUCCUGGAUCUCCAUCGGCAUCACCUCAAUCCGAUUCCGACGCGCCAUGAAGGCCCAAAACAAAACUCAUCUUCUGCCCUUCCGUAACUUCACAUACCCAGUUGGGCCGUGGGUGUGUGUGAUUCUCAACAUCGUGAUUGUGCUCGUGCAGGGGUGGACCUGUUUCAGCCCGAGAUUCGACGGUGUCAGUUUCGUCAGCUUUUAUGUGGAACUGCCGGUUAUGUUGAUUAUGUUUUUGGGCUGGAAGAUCAUCAAGCGGACGAAGAUUGUGAAGCUGCAUGAGGUGGAUCUGGAGACGGAUACUUAUACCCUUGAGGAGGGGGGUAAGAAGAGUCUUCUUAAGAGGUUGAUUGAGUGGGCUGCUUAG
Messenger RNA from Aspergillus puulaauensis, 1545 nucleotides. RefSeq names its product amino acid permease. The transcript has 7 exons. Gene Ontology annotation, molecular function: amino acid transmembrane transporter activity. The coding region runs from base 1 to 1545 and encodes 514 amino acids. Gene Ontology annotation, biological process: amino acid transmembrane transport. The record is from RefSeq and is a predicted model, not a curated record. Gene Ontology annotation, cellular component: membrane. NCBI's taxonomy places the organism in Eukaryota, Fungi, Ascomycota, Eurotiomycetes, Eurotiales, Aspergillaceae.